AAGUUAGUUACAUAAAUGUUAUUUUUUAUUGGAAUUACAACUUUAGUUUUAUUUAUAUUAUUUUUUCUCAGAACUCAAAUUUUUUCGACGUUGAAUUUCUUCUGCAUUUCGACAAGAAUGGGAUUAACAUCAAGCGUUGAAGAAAAAAAAGAAACAAAACAGAAAAGUUGCACUCCUAAAAGUGUAGUUGAUAAACAAGACUUACAACAGACAUCUAUACACCAAGAAAACUCUGAAUCAGUAAUAAUACAAAAUAUACCAGAUAAAGAAUCAAAGGAUUUUUGUGAUACAGCCAAAGAAAAUAAAAAAAAUGACAAAAUUGAAUUAAUUUACAAAAAAGAAGAUAAAGUUAAUGAAGCAUCAAGUAAUCUACCAUGUACUGCAACAUCAGUUGUACCGUGUAGUUUACCAUGUAAUGGCAAUGAAUCAAUUUCAUCAAAACUAGAAAAUGAUAUUGAUGUUGUGAGAAAAGUCCCACUAGUUACCACUGAAAAAACAAUUUUAGAAGGUGACGUGGAUGAAGUAACAAGUUGUUUAAGUGUCCCAGCAGAGUUUAAGAAGGUUGAAAUUGUUUGGAAUAAAGGUGGAAAUUGUGUUGAAAUAUCUGGAAGUUUUAAUGAUUGGAAAGAAUGUAUUGCACUUUCGAAAAUUAACGAGAAAUCUUUCUCUAAAGUUUUACUGCUAAAAAAGGGAAGCUAUGCAUUUAAAUUUAUUGUGGAUACUGUUUGGAUGUAUGAUGAUGAAAUGGAAAAAGAAGAAGAUGGUUUCGGUGGUUUCAAUAACAUUUGUGUUGUUUAUUAGAAAUAAAUUUUUAUCUUCAAAUAUAAUUAAAGGAAAAAAUUUUUAUCAAAUUUAUAUCAAAUGGAUCAAGUGGAUUAAAAAUAUAUUAUUAAGAAAUUCUUUAUGAAGUAUAUUG
Messenger RNA from Hydra vulgaris (swiftwater hydra), 916 nucleotides. The record is from RefSeq and is a predicted model, not a curated record. NCBI's taxonomy places the organism in Eukaryota, Metazoa, Cnidaria, Hydrozoa, Anthoathecata, Hydridae.